AAUUGGGCUACGAAAUGAAAAUAUCUUGUUUUCAAUCUUGAUUCUCACACAAACACGUCGCUAUCAUCGUUCACAAAGCAUCACUUUUCAAUAGGAAGAAACCGUCACAAAAAAUGCCAUCGACAUCCCCAAGAAACAUUUUAGUGGCAGUGGAUGGAAGCGUCUACAGCGAGAGAGCCUUUGCAUGGUACGCUGAUAAAUUCCGACAGGAGAGAGAUCAGGUUGUGUUUGUUCAUGUUUACGAGUCCCCUAUCACUCCAGCACCAACAUUUGCAAAUUGUAUGAGCAUUCCACCGCGAGAAGAAUGGGAACGAAUGUUGGAAAAAGCGGAACAACAGGCAGAAGAGAUGCUGAGCGGCUACGAGAAGAAAUGCAAAGAAAUGAAGCUUCCUUUCAAGACUCUCUUUGCUUACGGAGCGAUUGGUCAUGUGAUCUGCUCAGUGGGAAAGGAAGAAAAAGCCGAAUGUAUAAUUUUAGGAAGUAGAGGACUGGGAACCAUUAGACGAACAAUCUUAGGGAGUGUCAGCGACUACGUCACUCAACACAUGACCAUACCCGUUUUACUAGUACCUGCUGAGGAAAGACGCUAACGCAAUAACCUGUGUCAGCGGUUACACACAUCCUCUUCACGACACGUUUCAGUCGAGAGUUAAAAAUUUUUUUCCUUCGUUUGUCUGAAAAGAAUUACCAUAAGUACUGUUAUAAUAGUGUUAGAGAGGUUGAUACACAAGUUUAUUUUAUCCAUUAUGAUGAGAAUUCUUCAGGGUUGAUAAAAUAAAGAAUUUAAUUAAAGACAAAACAAAUAAAUUAACAAUCAGAUAAAUCUUUGAACGUUUUAUUAUGAAAGGCAAUAUAUGACCUUUUAAUACAUAUAAACACGUUACUCUCGAUAAUAAAAGAGUAAGAAAGCUUAAAAUAAAGUUAGUAUAAUUUCCUCACACAGUUUUGGGAAAAUUAUGAGGUAGUCACAAUAUAUAGAACCCAACGUUUUUUUAAAACUAGGAAUGCCUUGCAUUCUUGCAAAAGAAAGUAAGUUAAUUGACGACAGGACGAGUUUCGAGAUUUUGCCACAGCAAACUAUAUAGUCUCAACAAUGUAAUGCGAAUAUGAUCCUUUAAACAGCAUGACAACAAAAAUUGAUAAAAACUAAAAUAGUUAAUAGAGUUUUUGGUAAGUAUUUGUCAUAUUCAAAUAUUCUAAAUCGCGAUUGAGAGCAUUAAACAUGU
Molecule: messenger RNA, 1226 nt
Organism: Pocillopora verrucosa
Lineage: Eukaryota; Metazoa; Cnidaria; Anthozoa; Scleractinia; Pocilloporidae
Product: universal stress protein YxiE-like
Source: RefSeq, a predicted model, not a curated record